CCCCCCCAAAAAAAAACAAAAACAAAAAAAAAUUCAUUAUUUUCAAUACUAAGUUGAUCAUUUGUGUUCAAAUAUUACUGUUCUUUUAAAAGUUCAGUCCUUUUAAUACUAGGUUAAUAAUUUGUUUAAUCUGCUAUUGUUUUUUUCUUUGGAAAAAAGUUUGUUUCUAUUAAUAUUAGAUUCAUAAUUUGUUUUAUCUGCUACUGUUCUUUUUAUUGAAAAAGUGUAUUACAGUAGCUGUAUUUGUAAGUCGUUCUUUUUCUUGUCAGUUAACUUGUUUUUUUUCUUGAGAAUACUUUGCAGGUUGCAUCGCUUCAGCAUUUCGUGAAGAUGCCUCGGAAAGGUAGGAGAUCCCAGGCUCAGAAAGUUCGUUGGAGAAAGUUAGACCUGACAGGACAGACGAGUGUCAGCCAAGGCGUUUCUCAGUUUUCGGAUAGACAGCAGUACGAAGGUGGCGACAACACAUCUGGAGUUAUAUCCGUGCAGGCGUCUCAUUGCCAGAGUGAUGCAAGGUAUGAUGUUUUCUCACGAAAUCAUCAGUGCACAUGUGUAGCUCUGACAUUCCUUGCGUACCACAGUGAGGGAACUUCGUUCGAACAGCCUGAUCUUGACAGAGUGCUAGAGGAAGGGGAUGCUUUGUAUGUCGGCAUUAAAAUGCAGCUUAUUGCUGAAGGAAGAUUCCGACAGGAUCUUCUAAGCAUGGCUGAAGUACCUGUGAGCAUCUCAACUUCUAACCACAACUACAGCGUCCAAAAGUCAGAAGUGGUGAUGGGAUAUCUGAGAGACAGAGGAACUUCUGAAAUGGACGCGUGGUGGAUUCCUCUUGAUGAAAGACUUCAGUGUCUCUCAACAGAUGUCAGCCAUGCACUGCUUAUUGUUUCUCCAGAGUGCUUUGCUGUGUUCAGAGACAGAUCUGGAAGAUAUGGAUUUUUUGAUUCCCAUUCCAGAACUGCUGAAGGUUUGCCACAUCCUACUGGUGAUGGAACGGCAGUUAUGCUAACUUUCACCAACCUGCAUGACAUGACCAACAGAUUACUUGAGCUUUUUUGGAAUCGUGGUCCUCAAACUUCCUAUGAAUUCAUGGCUGUUUCAUUUGAAAUGGAGCAACAGUCAGGGAGAAAUACUUCAUCUUCAGCUUGUGAGUCACUCUCACAAGUUACUUCAACUCUGCUCAAACCACAAAGAAAUGGAGUCCAAAUCCCUGAAAAUCUUUUUUUUGCAGAGGACAAAAACCAAGGUGUCUUGAAUGUCAUCAAAACAAACAAGCCGCGAAGAAGAAAAAAAGUGCGUAAAAUGGCAAAAAAGUGUUCAGGAACUGAGGACAAAACUUCACAUUUUGAAAUUCGAGAACAAAAAAAAAGGGAACAUGAGAAAGAGAAAUAUGCCACCAGUUUGCAGUUUCAAAUUAAGAAAAGGCAUGUCUCCAAGAAGUUUAAUCAAGAUCCUUUUGUCAGAAACAAAAAGAGAGAGUACUUUGUCAGGAGGUACCACACUGAUGCUGUUUUCCAGAAGAAAAUGAAGGAAUACAUGGUCAAGAGGUACCACACUGAUGCUUUUUUCCAGAAGAAGAAGAAAGACUACAUGGUCAGGAGGUACCAUACUGAUGCUUUUUUCCAGAAGAAAAAGAAGGACUACAUCAUCAGGAGGUACCAUACUGAUGAUGUUUUCCAGAGGAACAUGAAGAACUACAUGGUCAGGAGGUACAAGAUAGAUAAUCUUUUCCAGAAGAAAAAGAAGGACUACAUGGUCAGGAGGUACCAUACUGAUGAUCUUUUCCAGAAGAAAAAGAGGGACUACAUGGACAGGAGGUACCAUACUGAUGAUGUUUUCCAGAAGAAAAAGAAGGACUACAUGGCCAGAAGAUACGUGAAGCUGAAAAGACACAUCAAGUUCAGAGGAUACCAACACUUCCAUACAGUGAAUAUGCACAAUGUGCUUGCAGCGUUAGCAAAACUGAAAGCGAUGCAUUCAGAAUACAGGGACAUCUUGAUAAGUGACGCUGCCACAUUUGAAUUUCUCCCUGAUGAUGAGCUGGAUGACACCGAGGAGAAACAGGAAGUUGUUGUCUCUGAACAGGAUGACCAGAAUGUCAGCACAGAAGAAAAGGAUGAACUCAGGCCUGGCCUCACUCUGGACACAUGCAUGCAGCCACUUGACAUUGGACGAUCCCAUGCCCACAAAAGUAUUCACGCCACGAACGCAUUCACCAUCCGCAAACCGCAUCUCUCAAACCGCUAA
Messenger RNA from Cyprinus carpio (common carp), 2238 nucleotides. RefSeq lists its product as uncharacterized. Bases 331 to 2238 code for a protein of 635 amino acids. NCBI's taxonomy places the organism in Eukaryota, Metazoa, Chordata, Actinopteri, Cypriniformes, Cyprinidae. The transcript is spliced from 3 exons. The record is from RefSeq and is a predicted model, not a curated record.